Messenger RNA from Epinephelus moara (kelp grouper), 1573 nucleotides. RefSeq names its product UBX domain protein 1 (gene ubxn1). The transcript is spliced from 10 exons. Bases 56 to 961 code for a protein of 301 amino acids. Lineage: Eukaryota; Metazoa; Chordata; Actinopteri; Perciformes; Serranidae. The record is from RefSeq and is a predicted model, not a curated record. Gene Ontology annotation, molecular function: protein binding.
GUUUGACCCAUGCGAGUUCCCGUAUAGUUGAAGCGGUGCUGCCUGAUGUGUCAAAAUGGCAGAGCUAACAACACUAGAGAGCCUGCUGGAGAUGGGCUUUGACAGAAACAGAGCGGAAAAGGCUGUGGCCAACACAGGAAACCAGGGGAUAGAGCAAGCCAUGGACUGGUUAAUGGAACAUGAGAACGACCCAGACAUUGAUGAGCCCUAUGUGCCUCCUGUGGGGAACGUCCUGGGAGGAGAAGCAGACAGCCAGUCGACUACAGAGCAGCCGUCGCUUGCAGACACAGCUGAAGGGACAGCAGGUGAAGACUUGGAGGGCGACCAGAGUGCAAGGAGGCCGAUGACGGAGGAGGAGAAACUUGAGCAAGUUAAAAGGCUAGAGGAGCUGAUGCGGGUGAAGCAGGCAGAGAGACGAGAGAGAGAGCGGGCAGAGGAGUUGGAGAGGGAGAAGCAGCGGAGGAAACAGGGCCAAGAGCUGCAGCAGAUUCGCCAGAAGAUGCAGGAUGAUGACAUGAAAAAACUUGCUGAUCAGCGCAGGAGAGAGAAGAUGGAGGACAAACUGGCAAGGCAAAGGGUUAAAGAGAAGAUUGCACGAGACAGAGAGGAGAGAGCACAAAAGUUUGGAGGCGGUGGACCCCCCAGCACGACUGCACCUGCCCAGCCCAGCCCCUCGUCACCCACCAGUCACGGCCCUCCACCCACUAAGAAGGAGUAUGAUGAGUCCAGGAUACAGGUACGUCUGUUGGACGGCUCGACCAUCACGGCAGUCUUCAAGGCCCAGGAGCCGCUGGCGGCAGUGCGCGUCUACGUGCAGGUGAACGGCAACACACCUGAGGGUCAGGACUUCACGCUGCUGUCGCCCUACCCCCGUCACGUCUACACUGAACUGGACAUGGAGAAGCCCCUUAAAGAACUGGGUUUGGUGCCUUCAGCUGUGCUGGUUGUUACCAAAAAGUGAGAUCAGGAGGAUCUGCUCUGUGAGCCUACCUCACCACUUCCACUUCAUCAUCAACACAAGAGACACCACAAACAGAUUGAACCGGGAACAGAGCCACCACCACCACCUUCUUAGUAUCACUCUAUAAGCCAGCUAACUGAACUAAAGCAGAGGGACGUCACUUGAGGCUGCGUUCAGAUUGUGUGUAACUACAUUUAAGAAGUUUACAGCGACAAGCGGUUUGGCUAACUCACUGAAUGACGCCUGAUGCCAUUCUGGGCUGACUGAUUGCACUUGAUGUUAAUUGGUUUGUGUGCAGUGAGACUGACAUUGACUUUUACUUUUUCAAAGAGUGAAGAUAGCUGGCUUCUGACGGAUACUUCUUCAACAACACAUUUAUAAAAACGAUACACAACAGAGUCGUUAAUUUUAAACCGAUCUUUUCAUGGCAAAGUAUCACACGAGACCUACUUGAUUGGUUCUGAAAGGGCCUUAAAUUUAAUCCCCACGAUCUUCCUGUUUUUUGUGAUGUUCUACUUUGCCAGUUUUUUUAUAAGUUAAAAUUUAUCGACAGUUAUGUCUGCAUAAUCACCAAGAAUCUACUUAAAAUAAAGCUGAGUCGGAGAAUCAGGA